Molecule: messenger RNA, 2348 nt
Organism: Hibiscus syriacus
Lineage: Eukaryota; Viridiplantae; Streptophyta; Magnoliopsida; Malvales; Malvaceae
Product: leucine-rich repeat extensin-like protein 2
Exons: 1
Coding region: 88-2214 (708 amino acids)
Molecular function (GO): protein binding
Source: RefSeq, a predicted model, not a curated record
CAUAUGGCACAACCACCCCUCAUGUGAUCUCUAUCUCUCUCUCGCUCUCUGCUCAUUGUUCUGAAAAACCAAACCCUCCUCUCCCCAAUGUCUACUCUAUUUUCAUUUCUUAUUGCUCUUGUGUUAGUUUUUACUUCGGUUGCGUCGGCAGCCGAUGAUGUAGAUCCGAGUUUACGGUUCGAGAACCCGAGGAUCCGUGAAGCAUACAUUGCUUUGCAAGCAUGGAAGUCCGCCAUAUAUUCGGACCCGUUCAACUUCACAGCCAACUGGAAUGGCUCCGAUGUGUGUUCUUACAUGGGAAUCUAUUGUGCUCCCUCUCCUUCGAAUCCCAAGAUCAGGGUCGUUGCCGGCAUUGAUCUUAAUCAUGCCGACAUUGCCGGUUAUCUCCCUCCCGAGCUCGGUCGCCUCACCGAUCUCGCGCUCUUUCACCUCAACUCCAACCGGUUUUGCGGCGUUGUCCCGGCCAGCUUCCGCCGGUUGAAGCUGCUUCACGAGCUUGAUUUGAGCAACAACCGGUUCGUGGGCAAGUUUCCCGACGUGGUUAUCUCGCUGCCUGCUCUGAAGUACUUGGAUCUUCGGUUCAAUGAGUUCGAAGGAUCGGUCCCGUCGAAGCUAUUCGACAAGGAACUCGAUGCGCUGUUCUUGAACGACAACAGUUUUAGAUUUGGCAUUCCUGAGAACCUGGGGAACUCCCCUGUUUCGGUUCUGGUUUUUGCCAACAACGACCUCGGUGGUUGUAUUCCGGGAAGUAUUGGGAAGAUGGGCAAAACUUUGAACGAAAUCAUCCUUAUGAACGACAACCUUACGGGAUGUUUGCCGCCGCAGAUCGGGAUGCUUAAGGAGGUUACUGUCUUUGAUGUGAGCUUCAAUCAUUUGCAGGGAUCUUUGCCGUCUAGCAUUGGUAAUAUGAGGAGUUUAGAGCAGCUGGAUGUUGCUCAUAAUGGCUUUACUGGUGUGAUUCCGGCCACCGUGUGUCAGCUUUCCAGAUUGGAGAACUUUACUUAUUCUUUCAACUAUUUCACCGGAGAGCCACCUAGUUGCGCGGCGAUAUCGGGUGCAGGGGAGGCUAAUGGAAUCAUGAACUGUAUUCCUGGGAAGACGGAUCAGAGGUCUUUCCGGGAAUGCUCUUCGGAUGCUGCUCGACCUGUGGGCUGUAGUAAGUUUAAAUGUACUAGCGGUGGAAGUUCUGGAGGUGGGGGUGGCGGAAGUGGAAUCUCUCCGUCGCGGAAAAGGCCUCCAGUGCCUCCAACACCGCGUCGAGCUAAUCCACCAAAGUGGUUUAGGCAAUCCCCUCCACCACCUUCUUCAAGGUCUUCGCCUUCUACCAGAUCACAUCCUCCACCACCACCGUUGUCAGCACCACCAAAGUACUCUCACGUUUCAACUCCACCGCCCCCAACUCAAAGUACAUCACCAAAGACGCAUCUUCCACCGCCACCUCCACCUGUUCACUACGAACCCGUACAGUCUCCUCCUCCACCAAUGUUACAACCUCCUGCACCAACUCCAUCGGGCCAUUACUAUAACACUCCACCACCAAGCCAUUACCACAAUACACCACCAGUGGAAAAACCAACUCCAAUGCCACCAGGCCAUUACAAUAAUAACCCACCGCCGCCGCCGCCAUCACCAGACCACUACUACAACACACCGCCGCCGCCGGCAACAAAGAAUACAUCACCAAGUUCCCAUUAUGCACCACCUCCUCCCCACCUGCUCAUUAUGUUCCCGCGCCUUAUCCUUCACCGUUGCCACCUCAAGGUCAAUAUCUCCCACCUCCGUCAACGGGGCACCAAGCAAGCCCACCUCCGCCUCCGUCAUCGUAUGAGCAUCGGUCCCCACCUCCACCAGUGGAACAUCAUCAACCACCCAAGGAGUCAUGUCAUACUACCCCUCCUCCACCACCCCCGCCGGGAUGCACAACUACCGAAUCAGCACCACCGCCGCCGCCAAGUCAACAUUCAAGCCCUUCACCAUAUAUACCAACACCCGGUCAUCACUAUUCACAACCAUCCCCACCGUCCCAACAGCAUCAAAAUCCUCCGCCAACGCGCUAUACAUAUACAUCUCCACCGCCACCCUCUACGAAAACACACCACUUCCACCAAUCAUAGGGGUACCAUACGCUUCUCCUCCGCCGCCGGUUAUUCCCUACUGAAGGAAUGCUUUUUCGCGCCAUUGAGUUGUAAUUCAAAUUCUUUGGUGCAACCAUGAAUAGAUGUCCUGUUAAACUGUUUUUUUUCCAGCUUGAGAACUGUUUCCCCCCACUAAAUAUCUAAUAAUUUACAGUAUAUAUUUCAUUUCCUAUGUACUGUUCAAGCUAUUAUACAGGCAAAAUCAGUUGAGCA